Brachypodium distachyon (stiff brome) is the source of this 2016-nucleotide messenger RNA. Its product is annotated as NAC domain-containing protein 13. The transcript is spliced from 3 exons. Gene Ontology annotation, biological process: regulation of DNA-templated transcription. Lineage: Eukaryota; Viridiplantae; Streptophyta; Magnoliopsida; Poales; Poaceae. The coding region runs from base 43 to 1611 and encodes 522 amino acids. Gene Ontology annotation, molecular function: DNA binding. The record is from RefSeq and is a predicted model, not a curated record.
CAUCUCUUCCACAUCCCACAAUCAACCGAUCUCCAUAGCUCCAUGGUGCACCUCGAGGAGCUUCAUCAUCAGGUCGCCGGCGCCGGCGGCCAUGAUGAACAUCAGGAGCAGCAGCAGCAGCUGAUCGUCGCCGUCGUCGAUGGCGGCGGGGAGGAGGAGAAGAAGAAGAAGGAGAAGGAGAAGCAUGAGGUAGUGCCUCAGCUGAGGUUCCCGCCGGGGUUCCGGUUCGUGCCGUCUGAUCUGGAGCUGAUGGAUGUGUUCCUCCGUGGCAAGAUCGACGGCCGGAAGCUGCCGCUUGAGGUCGUCUUCUUCGAGGUCCCAAUCCUCAACUGGGAGCCCGACAAGCUCGUCGAGGCGCGAAAGGCGUAUGGGACGGAUAGGUGGUACUUCUUCACCAAGUGGGAGCAGUCGACGACGAACAAGGCAGGCGAGCCGCGGCGGAAGCUGCACGACGUGGACGCGACCUGGAAGGCCACGGGGUCCCGGACUACCGUCCGCCGGGGCUCGGGCCCGGCGGGGGUGGUCGUCGGGACCAAGAAGCUCCUCACCUACCAUGUCGGAGGCGACGUCGGCAACUGGAGCAUGCAUGAGUACCUCUUGGAUGGCACAGACCAGAUGGAUCAGUUCGUCCUGUGCACGAUUCAAGAAAAGGUACACUGCAAUGGCAAGAGACGCAAGAGGCCGGCAAAGGAGCUGCUGCCCAAGAGGAAGAAGGAGGAGGCUGCAGCCAGUGGUAGCAGCCAGUCCCAGUCCCAGUCCCAGCAGCAGCCGGAGCAGGAAGAGACCACGGCUUACUACUCUGACCCGCUGCCGCCCCCAUUGUCGGAGCACGGGCAAUACUAUGAUCAGUACCAUCUAGCUGCUUUGCAAGAAGAAGAUGAAGACGAAGAGUUCCCCAUGGAGCUGGAGCCGCUGCUGCCAUUGUUGGAGCACAGGCAAUAUUACCACCCCCAAGCUUCCUUGCAAGAAGAACACGCCGUGGCGUUCGGCGCUGACCCGCUAGAAGGAUACCUAGAUGGAGAUCACCAUGAUUACCCGCUUGUUGAUGUUGCUACAGAAGAAGAGGACACAUUAGCAUACAACGGAUUCGGCGCGUUAGAGCCGCCAUUGAUGAUGCCUCAAGAUCAGCAUGGUUACCAAGCUUUGCUGCUAGAAGAGAUGAACAUUGAAUACUACAUGCAGCAGCUAGACCGCAAUCAGGGGCAGCAGUCGAUGUGGGGUCAAAAUCAAAUAUCCUCCCAAGUCAAUGAGUAUACUUGUUGGCAUGGUCAUCAUCUCUACCAGCAAUCUGCAGCACAGAAAACAGGAACUUUGGAAGACAUGUUUGGAUGCCCAGACACCGUGCUUCAAGAACAGGAGCCACUCUCUCAUGAAGCACCAUCUGGUGAUGAUACUAGAGGUGAUCUUGUUUUCUUGGUAAAUGGCAACAAUGGUGGCAAAGAUGCAAGAAUGGCGUCGCAUGUGUGCCAACAUGGGGGAGAAGGGCAGCAUAAGAGUACUAUGGAUAUGGUGAGUUUUAAUUACCGCGGCGGUGAUAACCUAGUUGUCCGCUGUUGUCUCUUGUGUGUCAAAUCAUGUGAAUCCUGUAAUACACAGGUGGAUUUUAAUUAGUUUAUGGGGAAGACGUUUUAGGAAGUAAACCAAUUUCUUGUUGCUAUAUACCUUUAUUAUAGGGCUUUGAUGUCAUUGAUCGAUGGCUAUGUUGCCCUUUCUCGCAUUUUGCUUGAUAUGACAAUGAAACUAUAUGCAUUUGCUACUUAUCUAUGUGGGAUUUUUAUUAUUAUCUUUAUUUUGUACUUCAGUGAUUUUUUUAUAUUUUGUAGUCCAACGGUGUUGGUAACUAUUUGGGCAUUUGCAUCCAUCUUGCAUGUUUGAGAUAUUCUUCACACUGUGGAGACAGCACAAGUAUAUAACUGUUAUAGCAUAGUAAAAGUGCACUUGUGAUAUACAAUCCAUACAUAGUAGCUUAAUUCCAGAUUUUACCUGUAUCAUAAUGUUACAAAGAGAGUAUAUCAA